This is a messenger RNA of Pocillopora verrucosa, 3297 nucleotides long. NCBI's taxonomy places the organism in Eukaryota, Metazoa, Cnidaria, Anthozoa, Scleractinia, Pocilloporidae. The record is from RefSeq and is a predicted model, not a curated record.
GCUUUGCUAAAAAGAAUGGCUGCAAGCCAGCCAUGACUGUUGUCACUGAAUUUUAUUUCGUGGUACGCAACUGAAUUUGAUUUCUUGGAAAAGUAAACCAUACUUCGAUUACGAGUUUGCACGCUUUGGAAGGCGAUUGCACGAAAUAUGUCGUACUUUCUUUCAAGAUGCUUAAGUUUGUUAACAGUAACCUUUAUAUUUAGAGGACCGCUGCUUACAUCAGCCGUUAAAGACUGUCCUUUUGAAUGGAGAGCUUUUGACAGCUCAUGCUACAAGAUCAUGACCAACUUUCUUUUCUCAACGAAACUUAGCUGGGGCAAUGCUCGUUCAGUGUGUUUAGGAUUUGGCGGAGACCUUGUUAGUAUAACAAACAAAAAAGAGAUGGAUUUUGUUGACGAGAUAUCGUCAGGUAUCGGAAGUGAACUAAUUUGGAUUGGUUUGAUUGACUGGCUCCAUGAUGGUGAAUUUGCCUGGAGUGAUGGUACUCUUUUCAAUGGGUCAGUUUACAAUAACUGGGCAGGGAGACAACCAAGUGGAGGAGAAUACUGUGUUGCCCACAGCAUAAGCGAAAGACGAUGGCAUGACUAUCCUUGUUCUCAUACUUUUGAUUACAUCUGUGAGAAGCCGAGAGGCAAACUUCCGUGUCCUUCCACUUGGUAUUUUUAUGGCUCGUCAUGUUACAAAGGAAGUAAAUCUGUUUCGUCUUGGAAAGCUGCAAAAGAGGACUGUCAUGUAUCUGAUGGGUAUUUGAUAAAAAUAGACGAUGCACCCGAGAACAAUUUUACGAAAGUCUUCCUCCAGAUCACAGGACUUACAACGACAAACGAGUACGUGUGGAUUGGCCUCAGUGACAUCCAUCACGAAGGAAGAUUUGUGUGGGAAGUGGAUAACAGUACCGUCAACUUCACUAAUUGGGCAAAGAGGCAGCCUGACAACUGGAACGAUAGCGAAGAUUGCGUGGUCGUGGGUGCUGAAAAAUACUUCGGUUUGUGGAAAGAUCAGAAGUGCGAUCGUUGGUUUCUGUAUAUCUGUGAACGGCCGGCCAGUGGUAUUGCAUGUUUUCAGUGCUCAAGUAACUCGUCUUUCACCGACUGCGAAGCCCAACAGGUUGUAGUCAACUGUUCAUUUCCACAACAGUAUUGCUUUAAGGAGAGAAAUUCGACACAAGACGACAAUGAACAAGCCGCCGUCUUCUACAAAGGAUGUACCUCAGCAGAUCGGUGUACAAAAGAAAAGAAGGACUCUGUAGAAUGCUGUGAAAACAACCUCUGCAAUAAAGAUAUUACCUGUCAUCAUUGCACAAGCAACGUAUCAUUUGCUGACUGUGCCAGGAAGCAAACAGAAGUGUCCUGUACGUUGCCAAGGAACCGCUGUGUCAAACUCAAAUAUUCCAACAGAGGCAACUACCAAAAAUUUUACAAAGGGUGCGCCGCAACUGAAGAGUGCAAAGUCACGUCUGAUAAAUCAUUUGUGGAAUGCUGUGACGACAACUUGUGUAACAAAGAAUCGAAGUUGAGUUGUUUCAAAUGCAGCAGCACUGUUUCCCACGACGAAUGCCAAAAAAGACGCCAUGAACACGUCUGUAUGAGUUCAAGGGCUGAUCGCUGUUAUCAUGCCUCGAUGCAACAGACCUCACGGGAUGGAUCCAGCGUUACUAAGCACUUUGAGUAUGGGUGCACUUAUCACUUAAACUGUAACAACACUGGAUAUUUUUUCGCUGGUUGCGUUGAGUCAAGUGAUGCUUGCCAAGUGCGAUGUUGUGGCAAAAAUCUUUGCAACGAAGUUUCAGCGACAGGAGAAGAAGUACCCUCGAAGGUCAACAACACGAUAGUGUACGUAUCACUGGCUACCGCUGCAGGCUUGGUAGUGCUGUGCUUCAUUACAGGCUUCUGGUGCUACAGGAAGUCACAUCAAAAGCAAAUGAAAAGAUCAAUAAGGCAUACGCGUGAAAUUAUCGCACUUGACAAAUGGGAAAUUCUUCCUGAGGAAAUAGAAUACGAAGAGGAGCUGGGCCGCGGCGCCUUCGGCGUGGUCUAUAAGGCCACUCUUAAGAAACGACAAGGAAUUGAAAUUUUUGACCCUGGAAAAAAACAGCAGCAAAAUGACAUAAACCACGUGGUGGCGGUUAAAGAAUUGCAAGUUGAUUCAAGCGAGGAACAAGUGUUAGACUUUCUUAAUGAAAUAUCCCAAAUGAAGUUGUUAGCUGCACACCCGAAUAUUGUGUCUCUUGUUGGAUGUUCCACACUGCGCAAGCACAAAUUCCUGGUGUUGGAGUAUGUUCCAUAUGGUGACUUGUUAGACUGGUUACGAAAGAAAAGGCAAUCGAUCAAUCUGUAUCUGGCCACAGAGGAAAAACGAGCAGAGAAUUUUUAUGAGGAAAAAGAACCACAGAGCAAUCAAUGCCAAAAAACCGAGUCAGAGAUAAAGCCAUCACAGUUGGUUUCAACUGAAGCUACAGAACAAGGAAAAGUAGGAGAGAAGGACUUUUCCACAUGGCAGCUGCUUUCUUUUGCUGCACAAAUAGCAAGAGGAAUGAAUCAUCUUGACGAGAGGGGUUUCGUUCAUCGUGAUCUAGCAGCCCGUAAUGUUCUGGUUGGCAAUGAUAAUCGAGUUAAAGUAUCAGAUUUUGGGCUGAUGCGUCAAGUAUAUGAAGACGUUUACACCAUCAAAAAGACGAAGAAACUCCCUAUCAAAUGGAUGGCUCCAGAAUCGAUUUAUUACAGUGUUUUUACUACCAAAAGUGAUGUAUGGUCCUAUGGAGUGCUUUUAUGGGAAAUGGCUACAAUGGGAGGAGUUCCAUACCCAACGCUAACUAAUUCCCAAUUGUGUAAGCUACUGAAGACAGGUUAUCUUAUGGGGAGACCUGACAUGUGCUCUGAUGAAGUAUAUGAGUUGAUGACUGAAUGCUGGAGGGAAGAUCCAACAACUCGCCCAAGUUUCGCAGACUUGGUAGGAAAACUGGAGGAGAUAAUGACCAAGGACGUACCAUACUGCGACUUGAACAAUUACGAUGAAACAAGUCCAUGGUACAGUGCUGCCCCUGAGACCUCCGAAGAAACGGAAUAGAAAAAUUGAAAGACUCGUUAGAGCUAAAGCCAAUUUAGAAAGAGUCAACUUGCCAACAUUCUUUGGCACUAUUGAGAAGGAGGAAAUAAGUUGGCAAAGAAGCUGGCAAAGUUUGAGGAGAUGAUUUAGAGAAUUAGUGGUUUUUGAAAACAGAGAUCGCUUUGAAAAGGAAUGCGAGAGAUCACGCAUAAGAACGAGCCAGACGGCAUAGAACUGAGAAGUUCUUAAUAC